UUGAGUGUUCGCCAUUAGAGUUGGGCUUUUGAGAGAAGCAAGAAAAGAACCCCCCUCUAAAAACAACCAAAGCAUCAAUUACUUCCGUUCAAAAAUUUCUAACAAACUCACUUCCUGUUMAAAAAUUUGAUCUAAAAGUGGAUGCGAUUCCCAUGGAUUUAGGAGCCGAUCUUGGUGCUUCUUGUACUUCRUCUGCUGUUCUGGCCCAUGUGCUUCAUUCAAAUGCCAUCGUUUCUUCUGCAGUUAAAGAUUCGUCUUGUUAUACUAGCGGCUUAGCUGUCCUUACACCCACUCUAGAUGGCCAUGGGACGGUCACUUCCCUGUCUGGUUUUAGCUUGAAUAGCUUCGAUCAGGUUGACGUGAGUGGGAACAUUGUGAAGCAUGAAUCUGAGGAUCAUAAUUGUGAUCUGUCGGUAGCUAGUGUUGGAGAAGACGGAAGGCUUCGUUUCACUACCACUAGUCAUGUUACAGUGGCAGACUUCCACCAUACAUCACAAGAAAGACAAAACCUUCAUUCUACUGAGGCAGACUUCGUUUCUGACUUAUCUCAAGUUGAGAUUCUUAGUGGAGCUGACAGUGAAGACAGAUAUGUAGGAGAGACGGUCUGCCAUGAAGAUGAACAUCACCAUGUUGAGACAUCUUUGCACCAUGAAAAGGAUCUAGUCAUGGAGAAGACACAUAAAAAGAAGGGUGGAUGGCCAAAGGGCAAAAAGAGACGAAAGACAAUCAGAGAUGUAAAUGCUCCCAAAGCUCCAUUAACAGCGUAUGUACAGUUCCUGAAUGAAAACAGAGAAAAAAUCAGGGCUGAACAUCCUGACUUAGCAUUCCCCGAAAUAACAAAAAUGCUUGGAGCACAAUGGAGUAAAAUGUCACAGGAGGAGAAACAGAAAUAUUUGGAUGAAGCAGAAAGGGAGAAAGAUAGAUAUGUGGCAGAGCUGGAAAGCUAUCAGCAGACUGAUGCUUACAAAGCAUUUCUUAAGAAGCAGGAAGAAAGAAAAAGAAAAUGUUCAGAAGUUUCUGAUGGUGGUUAUUCAAAUGGAAUUGAGCUAUGUGAAGAAGACGAUUUGUAUUGCAAGCCAUGUAAUCAGUAUUUCAAUAACCUGCACAACAAAAAAGAACAUAUAUAUGGACGAAAACACAUGCAAACUGUCAACRGUAAAGCCAACGAUGGAGAAGAAGAGGAAGAUCUUCCUGGAUUUAAUAUUCCGAUAUUCACGGAGGAAUUUCUAAAUCAUAACAAAGUGAAAGAAAAUGAAUUACGACAGCUUCGUAAAACAGCCACCGAAUACGAAGAUCAAAACUCCAUUCUCUCCAAACACAUUAAUAACAUGAAACAAACUAUCGAAAAAAUCCAACUAGAAUCCAACACCCAGCGAAGAACCAAUGAGCUUCUACAACAACAUCUAGACACCUUACGCACUCUCUUAACGCAUGGCUUUCAGGAAUUACAGUUGCCCAGAACAGAUGAGUUGCCUUGCAUUGAUUCUAUUGAUAACUAUAUGACUAAGUUAUAUUCAAUUAUUUUAGACUCGCCACAAGAAAACGAGGGCCUUAUCGGUAGUGUACGAGACAUUGUGUCUAGAAUAAGCUUCCAAAAGUGACUGGGUUUCCAUUUCAGUGCAACAUUUCUAUUACUACCAGAACAGGUCUAUACUGGGUUCAUUAAACAAGAUGUAUUCUGGUCUAGCUUGGGCAAUAAAAGCAUCAUAUAAGGCGUGAUUAACCAAAGAUCUUUGUACCCAAGCUGGACCAGAAUGCAUCACGGUGCGCAGAAAGGUUUCACGGCAGCCAAGCUGUAGUACAAAACAACAUUUUUGUUGCUUUGGAAAAACGAAAUGUUUUGUGCAAAAGCGUUGCAUUGUUCACGUCCUGUAGCAUCCCUUCUAUACUGCGUGACUGUCACGAACCCCAUCUAUACUGCGUUACUGUUUUUGUAAAUCAGGUUAAUCCUUAUUACUCUAAAGCGAUACCGAUAAUAUCGACUAAGAGAUCACUUGACCAUUUCCCCUCGUGGUUGGUUCAUGUAGUGAGAGACGAUCGUAUUGGUCCCCCCACCUCUCCCCAUUCCUUACUCAGUAUUUAUACUUCCCGUAGGAAUCUUUAUCAAAAUGUAAGAAGAGUAUUGAAUGUGCAUCCAAACUUUCUCAAACAAAACAGAAAUAAAAUUGGCCAAUAAACUUAUCAAAUGCAAAACGAUAUGAAAAUAAAACACCAAUUAUUAAUCAUUUCAAACAUCGGAGUAUACUUUGUAUUCUUCGUUUGCAAUAGACGUCAUAGCCGCCAUGCUGGAAGAAUUUGACAAAAGAUUUUUAAAUGAAUUCUUUAGUUACAUCUUCCCACAUGGCGGACAUCCCUUUUGUUAUUGUGCUCUCUUGGGAUUGAUUGCAAACCAAGAAUACGUUGCUCUUGGUGCGCUAGAAUAUGUCUGCCGAGUUUUCUCCAAAUCUAGAGAUAUACACAGGGCUGUCAACUCUCCCGGAUAAACCGGGAGUCUCCAGAUUUUGGACUGUAUCUCACGGUCUCCAGAUUAGAGUAUCAAAUCUCCCGGAUAAUCCCCGAAGCUGACCAUUUCUUGUGAGACUAGACUUUCACAACCAUAAAAUUCCAAUUAUUUCAUGUUGUUUGUCUUAUUUAACAUCGCUAUUAAACAAAAUCAAAACGUUCCUCAUAAACUGUUCUUGCAAGCAGGCCAUUGUAAUAUAAGCGAUAAUAUGAUUGGUCAGAAAUAAGCCAAUCACAUCAAAUGUUACAAAGCGAAAGAUGUCUUUUCGCGAGCUUUUUGUCCUGCUGUGACGUCAUGUCCCUUCCCUAUCAAUUCUCCAGAUUUGAAUAUCUCGGGGGUUGACAGCCCUGUAUACAAGUCCAAAUUAAUGAGUUUUCAUUCCAUUUCUGUCAUUUUAUCUCGUUCUUGUACUUUCAUAAAUUCACUUGGACUUGAUAUUUUCACACAUUUAAUUAAUUCUAUAUUUUUUCAAGUAGACAUUUCCGAUUUAGCGGCAUAUGAGCGGAAUAGGCAUAUACUAGCGGAAUAAGCAUAAACCAGCGGAAUAAGGCUAGAAUCAUCGUUAUGACCAGAAAAUUCAAUAAAAUAAUGAAACAGCU
This is a messenger RNA of Actinia tenebrosa (Australian red waratah sea anemone), 3102 nucleotides long. RefSeq names its product high mobility group protein 20A. Gene Ontology annotation, biological process: regulation of gene expression. Lineage: Eukaryota; Metazoa; Cnidaria; Anthozoa; Actiniaria; Actiniidae. The record is from RefSeq and is a predicted model, not a curated record. Gene Ontology annotation, cellular component: nucleus.